This is a messenger RNA of Alternaria incomplexa, 516 nucleotides long. RefSeq lists its product as uncharacterized. Lineage: Eukaryota; Fungi; Ascomycota; Dothideomycetes; Pleosporales; Pleosporaceae. Gene Ontology annotation, molecular function: protein deglycase activity. The transcript is spliced from 2 exons. Gene Ontology annotation, cellular component: cytosol; nucleus. The coding region runs from base 1 to 516 and encodes 171 amino acids. The record is from RefSeq and is a predicted model, not a curated record. Gene Ontology annotation, biological process: guanine deglycation, glyoxal removal; protein deglycation, glyoxal removal.
AUGCACACAAAGCAACUCAUUUCGGACCUUAGCAUGUCCCGCAAUAUCCGUAUCGUACCAGACUACCGAAGAGUCACCGAUCUGCUAAAUGAGACGGCACAUAAGGCGUAUGAACACUACGAUAUCCUAAUCCUCCCUGGCGGCGCACCCGGCGCAAAGACAUUCUGCAACAGCUAUGACGCCCUUAAACUCAUUUGGGACUUCCGUCGUCACGGGAAAUGGGUUGCUGCCAUCUGCGCGGCUACCACUGCGCUCGUUGCUGCAGAGAAUUGGCCUGAGGCAUUGACUCCGGAUGGGGGCAAGAUGCGUGUUACGAGUCAUCCCAGUGUGAAGGAAGAAGUUGAGAAGGCUGGUUGGCAGUACAGCGAGGAGAGGGUCGUGGUGGAUGGCAAGGUUAUUACGAGUCGCGGACCGGGGACUGCGAUGCUUUUUGCGCUUACGAUUGUGGAGAUGAUGUGUGGGAAGGACAAGAGGAAGGAGGUGGAGGGGCCGAUGGUUUGUGCUGAGACGCUGUAG